Messenger RNA from Sitodiplosis mosellana (orange wheat blossom midge), 973 nucleotides. RefSeq lists its product as uncharacterized. The coding region runs from base 106 to 861 and encodes 251 amino acids. The record is from RefSeq and is a predicted model, not a curated record. NCBI's taxonomy places the organism in Eukaryota, Metazoa, Arthropoda, Insecta, Diptera, Cecidomyiidae. The transcript is spliced from 3 exons. Gene Ontology annotation, molecular function: N-acetyltransferase activity.
UAUGCCGUAAACAAUUGUAAUAGUUUGUUUUUGGUUUGAGUUCUGUUUAUUUUCUCAACGUGUUUUGUUUUGUUUUUGCUAAGCUAUUUUUGUUUUUGUUUAAACAUGCGACCGUUUAUUGUGAUUAGGCAGUACGAGAGUGCAGAUACGAUAACACGCAAGGAUUUAAUUAAACAAUAUGCAAUGUCGUUUGCCUUUGAUGCCUUCACAUCAUGUUUAUUUCGUGAGGUAUUUAUACAGCUCAUUGUGAUAGUGGCAGCAGUGAUGUUCAUUUUCUUCGGUUUGCCGUUGACGAUUUGUCUCUCGUCCAUACCACUUGUUGUUAUUUUUAUCUAUAUUUCGGUUUACGGAGCUUACUUCGCCAAGGCGUUCGAGCUAUCAAAUGAUCCGAUAACGACUUGUUGGGUGGCAGAAGCAUAUGAACCAUACCUAAUGGCACUCUCCUUGAACGCCGAUUCACUUGACUACGAUGUUGUUCAUGAGAGUCGUUUGCAUUCAACCGAUUUCGAAGUGAACCGCAUGAAACGGACAAUAGUGGCGACAAUUUCAAUUGAAGAGCAUCGUUCGUUGCCCAAUGCUGGGUGGCUAAGCCAUUUUGCAAUCACAUCAAAAGUCAAUUCUGACAAAGUCGCCGAACCUUUAAUACAUCGCGCUCUCAAGCAUGCAAUCGAUCUUCAGUGGAGUUCAGUCGAAAUGGUGACGACGGAGUGUCAAUCUCAGUUACGCGAAUUAUUGCUCAAAAUUGGCUUUGAUAUAAAACAAGUUUAUCACCAAUACAUUCUAGCCAAUAACAAUUUCCGAAUUAUGAAAUCACAAAUGGGUGUCGAUUUGACAACAUGGACUAAAUCAAAAAAUAAAUGAAUCUUAGGAUAAAAUUGCAUUUUUAGACUAGUAUUUUUUUUAGACCGCUAUUGGUUUCUUUUUUUGUAUAGAAAAUGGAAAUAUUUUUGUUUUCAUAAAUAAAAGACAAUUU